GUAUGCAACAUGUAUUGAAGAAAGUAGACUGCAUACAUAAGCAUUAUAUUUUUUUGGUUCGUUUUCCAGUAUGUUAUCUUUGCUUAAAGCUUUCAAAAUACGUAUUUUUCUUGUGAUACCUAUGACAUACGCAGUUGUUUGGAAGCAUAAAAAAAUUGGAACAGAAUGUGUAAUGACCAAUGAUGUAUUUAUCACAGAUUAUGCGCGUUCUGGGAUUGAAUGUUCCAAACUCUGCAAGAAUAACCCCUUUGGACCAUGUUCGAGGUUUAUAUAUGAUUCAGAAGGAAAACAGUGCAUGCUUCAUUCCGAUCAGACAAUUACUGGGAUAAAUUCGGUUAAAGUUACCACAGAUGUCAAAUGGAAACUAUACGGUACUGCUCACAAUAGUUGCAAUUUACCAGGAUAUGACUACAUUCAACAUAUUGGGACAUGUCUAAAACAUUUUUAUAGAGUACAGAGUUCUUGGAAUAAUGCAAAUACAAUGUGUCAGCAGGAUGGUGGUCUUCUAGUUAGUAUCAAUACAAUGGCAAAGUGGACUUUCCUGAGUAAUUAUCUCAGUUGUGUCAACAAGUUCUGGGCUGGAUUGAAAGGAAAUACGUGGAGUAAUGGUGAUCCGUUUGUUAAUGUGCUUGGAGUAACUGAUGUUUUGAACAAUCUUCCUGAUAGCAACAAUCCGACUGACCCUGAAUUCGAUUGUGGAUUAUUUACUUUCAUCACAUCCCCAGAAAUCGUUGAUGCAAGCUGCAAUGAUAAGCUGCGAAUGUUUUUUGUUUGUGAAAUUUCAAUGAAUUAAAUCAAAAGCCGGCUGCUAUUCACUGCUCAAAUAAGACUAUCCUUUUAAGAAGGUUUUUUUUUCUAUUCUACUUUUCUGCACAUUUGUUUUAAAUCGAAUACUACAUGAAACUUCAGAAAGUGUGUAAUGUGUGAACUAUAAUAUAUAUCUUCUAUCUUACAUUGUGAAAAUAUAAAACUCAAUAUAUUUCUCGAUAGACUAGCUAUCAGUGCAUCUUUAAGGGGAAAGUUCCGUUUUAUAAUGUGAUGCCGUCAAGGAGAAACUUAAUUUAGAUGUUAAAUUUAUGAGCAUUCAC
This is a messenger RNA of Mytilus trossulus (common blue mussel), 1088 nucleotides long. Its product is annotated as lymphocyte antigen 75-like. The record is from RefSeq and is a predicted model, not a curated record. Bases 71 to 793 code for a protein of 240 amino acids. The transcript has 3 exons. Lineage: Eukaryota; Metazoa; Mollusca; Bivalvia; Mytilida; Mytilidae.